Messenger RNA from Vigna radiata var. radiata (mung bean), 953 nucleotides. RefSeq lists its product as uncharacterized. The coding region runs from base 96 to 674 and encodes 192 amino acids. The transcript has a single exon. Lineage: Eukaryota; Viridiplantae; Streptophyta; Magnoliopsida; Fabales; Fabaceae. The record is from RefSeq and is a predicted model, not a curated record.
GUUUCCACUGCUCUAGUCUUCAUCAGGGUUGUGUUGUGUUUCAACAACAUUAAUUGAAGAACACUUGGCGUUUAGUGAUAGUUAUAACAGCGAUCAUGGGUUUGAAGAACAGUGGCGUUGGUCAUAGAGCAUGGAACCUGCUGCGAGUGACAUUGCUGUGGGCACGUAAAGGUGGGGUGUUGAGGCGGAGGGUAGCGAUGGAGCUGCGUCUUGUUCCAAAGUACUUGAAGCGUCUCGGGCACAGUAAUACGCCGCCCAGCCAUAUUCAUUACUUUGAGCGAGAACUCUCCUUCGACAAGACCCCCAUUUUUCAUGUCAAGAUGUACCGUCCAACCUCUAUGCGCUUCCACUUGCCUCACAUUCCUUGUAUUAACCCACAAGUUGAUUUUGAAUAUGAUUUCAACGAUGAUGAUGAUGAUGUUGAAUAUGAUACCGGGAGAAAGAGUGCCCUCACGGCUGCAGGAGAACGUGACCAAGAAUUUUAUCAUGAUUAUGAAAGACGCCUGGAGGUGAUGUCUUGUGGUGAACAGGAGGAACAACAAGAAGCAGAUGCUCAAGGGAUAGAUAAGCGAGCAGAGGAGUUCAUAGCAAAAUUCUAUCAGCAAAUGAAGCUGCAGCGCCAGAUUUCUCUUCUACAAUACAAUGAAACACCCAAUAGAGACACGACUUGUUGAGCAGUUUACCAAACUACGUUCGGAUUACUUCAUUUUUCCUUCUUUUUCUGUUGAGUUUUGAUGCCACUGUCAAUGUUAAAACAUUUUAGUAAGAGAAAUGAGACAGAGAGAGAGAGUACUUCGGGAUGCUGUAAAUGCCAAGAGCUACACUUGAGUUCUACUAUUUACAUUUUUUUUUCAUGAUUAUGCAAUAAAUGCUACAGAGCUGUCAUUCAUAGUUGAAUUUAAAAGAAUGUGACAUAGCGCCUAUGUAUAUGACAUCGAAAGAACUUUUAUAAA